AGAGAGGGGGGUGAUGCAUCUAUGAAGCGAGAGGCUUGUGCCAUACGUCUUCAUUUUCAUUUCUUCCAACUCUACCCUUCAUUCCCACCCACAUAUAACUCUCUCUCUCUCUCUCUCUCUCUCUCUCUCUCUCUUUCAAAGACUCAGCAAGCUCUGAAUCUGACCCACACCCACCACCGGCGAUUAGAAAUUACAGAAACCAACAUAAACCCUUUUCAUCUCCCGACCCGAUUGAUGAACACCACCACCUCUUUCUCGCAGUUGCUCGCCGCCGACGACUACCCCGCCGUCAGUCGCGGCCUUUCCGAUCGUAUCGCCGAGCGAACCGGUUCUGGGGUGCCCAAAUUCAAGUCAAUCCAGCCACCGUCGCUGCCUAUCUCUCCGCCCUCGUUCUCCCCUUCCUCGUAUUUCUCCAUCCCUGCUGGAAUAAGCCCAGCUGAGCUCUUGGAUUCCCCUAUCCUCCUCUCCUCUUAUAACAACAUUCUACCAUCUCCCACUACUGGGACAUUUCCUAGUCAGUCCUUCAAUUGGAAGGGCAAUUCCAACAACAACCAGCUGGGCAUCAAGCAAGAAGAGAAAAACUACUCUGAUUUCUCUUUCCACCCCCAAACAAGAAUCCCCACAUCAUCCAUAUCAAACUUUGAAUCUCAAAACAACCCAAUUCCAACAGAGCAACAAGCAUGGAGUUUACAAGGAUCCACCAAGCAAGAUGGUCUAUCGUCGCAAAAGAGUAUGGUAAGUUCUGAAUUCGAUUCGAUGCAGAGCAUGUCCCCGGAGAUAGCCACCAUUCAAACUAACUCACAAACCAAGAGUGGGCUCCAAUUUGAUGGCAAUCACUAUAAUCAAUCAGCGAUGAGAGCGCAGGGAAAAUCAGACGAUGGGUACAACUGGAGGAAAUAUGGGCAGAAACAAGUGAAAGGGAGCGAAAAUCCGCGGAGUUAUUACAAGUGUACAUACCCCAAUUGUCCAAUGAAGAAGAAAGUUGAGAGGUCUUUGGAGGGGCAAAUUACUGAGAUUAUUUACAAGGGUGAUCAUAACCAUCCCAAGCCUCAAUCUACUAAGAGAUCCUCUGCAGCUUCUUCUCAAUUUCAAGCAAUUCAAUCUUGCAAUCCUCCCACCAGUGAGAUCUCAGAUCAGUCGCACGUCUCACAUGAGAAUUCCUCAAUCUCAUUUGGGGAGGAUGAUUUUAAUCAAAGCUCUCUGAAGAGAGAAUCAGUUGGAGAAUAUUAUGAUGAUGAAGUACCUGAGACCAAAAGAUGGAAAAGCGAGAACGUAAAUGAAGGUAUAUCAGCACCAAGGAGUAGUGCAGUGAGAGAAGCUAGAGUUGUAGUGCAGACAAGAAGUGAUAUUGACAUUCUUGAUGAUGGUUAUAGAUGGAGAAAGUAUGGGCAGAAGGUGGUUAAGGGAAAUCCAAAUCCUAGGAGCUACUACAAGUGCACAAAUCCUGGAUGCCCGGUGAGGAAGCAUGUAGAGAGAGCGUCACAGGAUCUAAGGUCAGUGAUAACAACCUACGAGGGGAAGCACAACCAUGACAUCCCUGCACCACGAGGUAGUGGCAGCCAUUACGCCAAUAGGCAGAACAACAAUGCAGACAUGGCGACAAGGCCUUCUGGCAUGACCAACGAUCAGUCUGACGAGUCGGUCAUCGACCCGAUUCGCAAUUUUAGGAUGCCAACAUCUGAAGGGCAAGCACCCAUCACAUUAGAGAUGUUGCAGAGCCCUAGGAGCUUAGGGUUCUCAGGGUUUGGAAACUACAUGGGCUCUUACAUGACUCAGUCACAGCACAUGGACGCUUUUCUUUCCAGAGCCAAGGAAGAGCCCACUAAUGACAGUUUUGUUGAGUCCUUUCUAUGCUAGGUGUCAUGGGCUUAGAGUUUCAACACCACUCUAGCUAACCCAGUGUGGUACCAAGAUGUUGCUUCUGCUUGCGCCACAUAGGGCACCCAAUUUUUGGAAGGUUUGGACUCCAGAAGUAUCAAUAAUCAAUAGGAGGAGGAAGCUAGACUCAUUUGUUUAUUCAUAUUUUGUUUGUUUGUAUAUUUUUUUAAUGGAAUUUGAUUUUGUAUAUUCAGGAUUAUAUAAUUUAUAUGGCACAGAGGUUAGUGAAAUUCAGUGCUUUGUUA
Messenger RNA from Cornus florida, 2123 nucleotides. Its product is annotated as WRKY transcription factor WRKY24-like. The transcript is spliced from 5 exons. Gene Ontology annotation, molecular function: DNA-binding transcription factor activity; sequence-specific DNA binding. The record is from RefSeq and is a predicted model, not a curated record. Lineage: Eukaryota; Viridiplantae; Streptophyta; Magnoliopsida; Cornales; Cornaceae. Bases 22 to 1857 code for a protein of 611 amino acids. Gene Ontology annotation, biological process: regulation of DNA-templated transcription.